ACGUUUAGUUACACUUAGUCACGUCACUUGCUUGACUAACCCUGGAACCUACACGCGUUAAUUGCCAGUUAACUUCAGAAUUGUCAGUUUUUAACCGUCAGAAUAUAUUUCCGUCUAAACUGCUCUGGUGUUAAUUCUAUCCAAUCAAACUUGCUUGUUUUUGAAGUGAAAACGUACAUUGCAGUGGUCCUAGGAACGAGGUUGCAAAAACAUUUAGCACAAAGGGGAUUUUGGAUGUAUUUUCUGUUUUAGUUAAAGCGCAAUUUUAAUGCAACUUAUAUUCUGCUGUUUUUUAAUCAAUUGAGAAAAUUCGAUUGAAAGUAAUAGUUUAUUCGAGAAUACCAAAUUUGAAGAAAGAUUUGGAACGUUAAUAUGUUUAAGAUUGUGUUUUAGAAGUUAAAAUAAAAUGCAGUUUUUUCCUGCAGAUUCUCAAUUUUUCGUUCACUUUUUCAAAAGGAACGCCAUUAAAAGCCUGGAAUGUUUUUAACACAUUCCAAACUUUGACUAAUAAAGGUCCGAUGUUUUUGUUUGGAAUUCAUGGUUUUCGUAGCGUAGCUACAGAAACUAUAAUGCGUAGUCGUUUGAAAAAUACCAUCUGUAAAUCAGCUGUUUUAAAAAGGAAAGAUGAAAUUAUGAACUUCGUUAAUUCCUCUGUUAAACAUUUGGUUUAUCUAAUAAUGAGCCCAUGGUCGCUAACCCUGGGUCUCCUUUUUGGAAAUUUCUGCUAAGUGAAAGAUUUUUGUAGAUUUCUUUUUUAUUUUAUUUUUUUUAUUUUUGACGUUUAUUAGAUAUAAGAGUUAUGCCAUUUAUUUCUGACUGUUCGAGAUUUUUCUGUGUGUGAAUGAUUUACUUAUUUUCUGUUAUUUGUAUAUCGAUGAGCCAUGAGGUUUUUUGGAUAAAAGCUGCAAGAUAAAUUGACUUUAAACACUUUCAAUUCGUGAGUCACCUCUUUAGUAUUAUUAAAAAACUCAUUAGAGAAGAUUUUCUGUUAAAUAUGUUUAUUUUUCAGUAAAUUUAAACUUAUCACCUGUGCCUACUCUUAGGCCCUUUAAAUUCAAUUGAACUGCGUGAUUCGGUGAUGUGUAAUCAGUUUUAAAGAUUUUUAUAGAAUUGUUCGUUUACUAUUUUCUGUUUAAAUUCAUGGUUAUUAAUAUUUAAUAAUGAGAUGAAAAUUUCGUUGUUUUCACAAAGUUGUUUCUUGAUUAUUCAUUUGUCUCUAUUUUCUUUUACAUCGCAAUGUUUGUAUUCUGAACAUCAUGUUGAAUUUUCGGCACAUUUCCUACUUUUUAUUGCUAACUGUGUUUGUUGUUAGUUCAAAAAGUGCAUUAUUGAAUGCAGUUUAUUGGGAAGUGAAGCCGUUUCUCUUUACCAAUGAAGAUGGGGAAAUCGACGGAAUCAUCGCGAAGAUAUUUGAAAAUGGGAAUAUGUACUGCAAUAAUUCCACUCAACCGCUCAUUAACUACACAUUGAAACAUGAAUCAAGGAACUCGUUUAAACGCCUCCUACACUCAAACGAGACUUACACCAAGGGGAAGUUGAAAAAUGUCCACAGGGAAAAAGCAGUUUGGUUUCCUGUAUUGGGAUCACCAAAGAUGGAUGAUUUGGGGAUUCAUGCUGGAUUCCGGCGUUUCGAAUUGAUCAAGUUAUCGGAUGUUGUGGUAAUUGUUCCACGCUAUGAAAUUUCUCUGCCAAAUAAAAUAUACCGGGGUAUUCUUAGUUGUCAGCAAAUUUUCAUAAUUGCUUUUCUGUUGUCGGCGUUUUUCGGAAUGGUGGUUUGGAUGAUAGAACGUUUCAAUAACCACCAGUUUUCUCCCUCGUUUUUCAAGGGGAGUGGGUCAGGCUUAUGGUGGAGUUUGGUUUCUAUGACGACGGUAGGGUAUGGAGACAUUGUGCCGCAGUCGGUACUCGGCCGAUUUGUCGCCAUUUGUUGGCUUUUUAUUGGUGUAUUGAUUGGUUGUCUCAUGACAGCCACAAUGACUGAUGUUGUUGGUGGUGUGAACGGGUUGAGCGUGCAUGGAAGGACCGUUUCUGUUCUUGCUCACUCCUCUGAAGAGAGAGUGGCAGCCAAAGAUUAUCGAGCAAAUGUUGUACCAGCAGAUUCGUAUCACGAAGUGCUUGAAUUAGUGAGACAACAAAAGGUUUUCGCCGCCAUUAUAAGUGCUGAUGUAGCUGCAUGGUAUCAAGACGAAAUAACAGACGACUCUUCAUAUUGUCCUCUGCGGAUAAUCCAAAAGUUACCGGCGAAGCUUUAUGUUAACAGUUUGUUCACUGGUAAUGUAUCCGUGUUUCUUAAAUCAAUAAUAAAAUGCAUGUAUCUUCAACGAGACGAAGUGUACACGCAACCGGCGGAGCAAUAUCGACAAUAUUGUCACACAGAGACGCUGUUUAUUGGUUCCGUGAUGGACUUGUUCCACGAGAGCAUUUUUAUUCAAGUUUUACUUGCAAUCGUCUGCGGUCUUUUCCUGAUUGGGGUUAUAUUCGAAAUAUAUUUAUGGUCAGGAAAACGUAAGUUGCGAAGACAGAGUUGUGAACGAGAAGAAAUAAAACUUGUUUGAGCUGGCCGCCAUAUUUGUAAAUAGAAGAGGUUUAAAAUUAAUUAGAAGAUUUAAUAUGAGAUAAAAACAUACACAAACAGAACUUUACAUAAAAAAAAGAAAAUUUGCUUUUUAAUGAAAAAAGAAGGGUUUGUGAAGGUGGGAAUCACUGAUUUUCGACAGGUGGUGUUUUGAUUGAAGUUUUGACAUCAUGACAUUGUGGGGAGGGUCCAUUUUGAUUGUGUGUGAAUUUAUCGAAAAAAAAAGAAAAAACUAAAUGUAUUUUAAUUUUUUAUUCAACGAAGAAAUUGUUUUAUAUACUUUCAUUUCAUCAACAUGUCACUUUCUAAACGUUUUUAUCACACCUUUAUAUUACGAAAAAUAUCUUUAUAAGGAUCAUAGGGCGGUACGAGGCGGUAAUUAUAAGAAGCAUGGGGUGGUACGAACCGGUGAUUAUAGGUAGCAGCAACUGCUAUUUGCUAAAAUGUUACAGAAAUUAAAAAAAUAAACUUCGUAAAAAAAAUUGGAUUCCAUAUAUUUUCAAAAAGAUUUUGCAUCCAACCUUAACCCGAAGGUAUAUUUUUAUAGCAUUUAAAUGUUUAUCCCUCGCCCCUUCCCCUUUUUAAUGGUUCGAGUUAUGCAUUGACGUUAAGUACGUUCUACAUUUAGGUAAUCUGAAAAAUGCCAAAAGAGAUACUCGAGGUGUAAAUAGAGACUUAAAAACAAGCUUCUUGGGCCCUUCUCUAGAGCUUUAAAAUCAAAAUAUUGCAUUGCGCAGAAAUGCCUGUUGCGAAUUUUCUGCAAAAUCACAAAAAAGUGCGAAAAUAUAAAUCAAAAAUAGCUAAUAUUUAUGAUUACAUCUUUUUAACAAAUACAAUGAUGAAGAAUCGUUUAUACGUUGUUGCUGUUAUUGUCAAAAAAUAGCUAGUUAAGAACGAGCAUACGUUUUCGUAGUUUUCGAUCUUCUUUUGAAACAUUUUCCCGUGACAAAAAAAGCCUAAUCAGCCUAAAAGACCUUAAUUUGAAUAAUCUUUUUCACGACAGGAAACAUAGUAAAUAAAUGUCACGAUCACAUGCGAAUUAAAAAAAACCGUACGUAAAACCUGCGACGAAUAAGUUUAAAUAUUAAUUUUAGGAAACAGGGGGUCUUUUUAGGGAAAUGUAUUCCAAUUGAACUUGACAAAUUUGGUCUCGUGUUAUCAUAGUUGAUUUUUCUCUUGCGCAGAUGGAUGGUAGUGAAAUGUGGUACUUAGAUAUUUUGACGUGGAAUUGCUGUUACGAAUAUUUUUAGUUUUGUUGUUGUUGUUGUUUUUAUUGUUGUUUUUUAUUGUAUUUGUUGUUGUUUCAUCCGUCUUGCAUAAAAUUGACAUUGUAAUUAUGAAAAUUUGUCUAGUUUCACUAAUUCUUAUUUUGUUAUAAGUAAGAUUAAAGAAAAAGAUAGGACUUGUAAAGUAAGAAAAUAAACUCAUUACCGUUCUGAUGGAAUAAAACUUUUAUAUAAUUAAUACCUUAUGGUGUGAACCUGACGUUCAGUAGACUACACGUAUUACUAGUUGAAAAAUUGUAAUAUUUUUAAGUAAGAAACCUUUUCACACAUGCCUCCCGUCAGUAGAACGAAUGCCGAGUAGGUUAUUCUGACAAAUCGGGAGAGUACUUAAAAAUUGACGAUGUCAAUAGCACAGACUUCAUUCUGGAUGAUAAAGAAAAUGCGAAAAAGGCAUUUUUCAUCUUUUUCUGUUUCCAUAAAGGUCAUCAUGUUGUGUCAAAAUCAUAUUGGUUGAUGAAAUAUACCCUACUUGCUAAAAACAUAUUUAGUAAAAUUUUAAUUUCUUAUUUAAAAAACCCGUAUUCAUUCAGUAGAAUAUCACCCAAGCUAUUUCUAUUUUGCAUCCUUCAUAUUUAAAUUUCUAGGCUUGAUAAAUAGAGGUGUAGUACUAGACAAGCAUUAGUAUUAGAUUGUAAUACAAUUGUUCACAAGCCAGAUAUUGAUCAUGAAAGUGUCUGUGAAGCCACCUGCAUUAGGGUGGAAAUUUUUUCUUUGUUUGUCCUUCUAAAUAAAAUUCGCUGAUAACGAUUUCACAGAUAAUAUAUGUAUUCAAGUAUUAAAAAUCAACUACACGCGAGCUUUUAUUAUUAUUGUUGUUAAUCCGAAUAUUUAUACAAGAUAUAGCCACUUCUGCGUUGGAAACACUGUUAUCAAUGUGCGUCCUGAAUGUAUACAUUAGGUAUACACCGGCAUUGCCUACCUAAUUUUCCUCACAUUGUAUGGGUUGACCUGUAGCUGUGGUAAAGACACUUGCUAAACAUGCCCGCGCUGUCAACUGAACCACAUGCCUUGUGAUUAAGCGCACUACAUAGCCACUAGGUCACACGCCACAAGAUUACGAUGCUCAAACUAGUAUUUUAUAUUUUUGUUGCCAUCAUGUGUUUCUAGCCUGAAAUCUAGAGAUCAUGGAUAACGUCAAUUUGUUGAAAGUAAUUUUAAAACUUCGAACUUUGAACUUAUAGUUUAACUCUUUAACCAGGUCCGACAGUUUUUCUUAAAAUAAUGCCAGAAAAUCAAAUUUUACUUUAUAUGCAGUAAAACUUCUUAAUUGUUUUUUAGCGUCGACCAGUGUUUUAAAAUAGUCUUAUAAACCACUAUUUUUAUUCGCGAUGUGUAAAAUAACAAUUUUAUCUGUACAACAAGAAAGACACUACUUUAACAUUAAAAAGUUUCGCGUGCUGAAAUUUUCUCGUUUUUUUGCCUUGUUGUCGCACAUUCUUGUACCGCAAAAGUUUUUUUGCGCUAAAAUAAAAAAAUGAAAAUUUGAUCCUAGGAUUGUGUAUAGUGAAAAUCAAUAACCCUAAAUUUCGCGGGUUUUUUCCUCGAAAAGUUUUUACUCGCAAAUUUCUGCUCGCGAAAGUUUUUAUAAAGCAGUUUUUGGAAAUCAAACAAUUACCAGUUAAAAAAGUUUUCGGGAAAUUUUACGAUCGUAAAAUAUUCGAUGUUUAGAAGGAUAAACUCUACCCUGAAACGAUUUCGUUUAUGUAUAGUAAUUUUUUUUUUUGAAUUAAAUUUUCUACGAUUUAGAAAAGUCGUCUUACAGGGCCUCAUGGCCAUAAAUAUCUUUUAGCUAUACCGCGGCAAAGUGUUUUCACAAUUUAUUGUUUUAAGGGUCUGGUAGCACGACACAUUUCUAGCAAAAUGUUCUGAUCAUGCGCAUUAGUUAUCUCUUACUUUUCUCUAAGUUUUUCUUUCUUUCUGCUCUAGAGGGAGUAAAAACAUUUUUGUAUUCAAAUAUGUUUGUUUUGAUAAGAGAGAGUAGAAAUUACUGAUAGAAAAAUGUAAAAUAAAUCUUACUGCAGUAAACUUUAAAAAGUGUACACUUUUUUAUAUAAGAAUAUAAUCUAUAAGAAUAUUCAAGAUGAAAUCAGAAAAAAUUAUAUCUAAGAACAUCUUUAAAUUUGGCUUGCAUCCUAAGUGUUUUAUUCUUUGUUAACUCAUAUAAACUUGUAUCCUUUCAUUGAUGUAAAAUAUCUUUCCCAGGUUUCAUUUGAAUUAGACUGCUUAAACAACAA
Molecule: messenger RNA, 6095 nt
Organism: Hydractinia symbiolongicarpus
Lineage: Eukaryota; Metazoa; Cnidaria; Hydrozoa; Anthoathecata; Hydractiniidae
Exons: 1
Coding region: 1257-2555 (432 amino acids)
Biological process (GO): potassium ion transmembrane transport
Cellular component (GO): voltage-gated potassium channel complex
Molecular function (GO): delayed rectifier potassium channel activity
Source: RefSeq, a predicted model, not a curated record